CCGGAGGAAGGAGUCCAGGAAACAUGCACACACACUCCCUCACUCGCACACGUUUCAAACCAGCUGUUACCAGGAGCCCCCUCUGCAGCCUGAGCUGAGUGCUGGAUGUUUGGACUUGAUCUGUUUUCACGUGGAAGCAUCUGGAGUGGCUUUUUGUGACAGGGAUUAUUCACUAACUUGUAGCCGUGUCGGAGCCCAGACUUCAGCAGCGGGGAAAUCUCGUUUCUGGCUGAUUUUUUAUUUUUUUUUCCCACCCCCAACAACUACCCUGCUCUGCGUGUAGACAUCGGUUUUACCUGUAGCAUCAUCAUGCUGUGAUGAGGAUGAGUGCUGUCGACACUUUGGUCUGUGUGUGAGAGCGCGUCAGAGUUCCCUAUUGUGCGCCCGUGUGUGGUAUGUGAGUGUGUGCGUCAGGAUGAGUGUUCCCAUGCUGAAGAUUGGUGCGGUGCUCAGCACUAUGGCCAUGGUCACUAACUGGAUGUCCCAGACUCUGCCGUCGCUGGUCGGGCUCAACGGAACCAUCAUCUCCUCUGAGGGCACGCACGAGCGGAUCGUCAGCGGCUUGUACCCUGGCUCAGAGGAAGGCUGGCAGGUGUACAGCACGGCCUCAGAUCCUGACGGCAGGUGUGUGUGCACGGUUGUUGCUCCUGCGCGAAACCUAUGCAAACGAGACCCUCGGAAUCGACAACUUCGGCUGCUGACUGAACAGGUUCAAAAUGUGAGUCAGUCCAUGGAGGUGGUGGACCUACGGACAUCCAGAGACCUGCAGUACGUUCGAGACUCGGAGCCACUGCUGAGAGGAGUCGAUGGACGUUUACACACUUAUGUGGCCAAUCCCCGUGCACUGACAGCUAAGGGCCUCCAGGAGGUAAAGGGCCAGAUGUCUCAGCUUCGGCCCUUCUUGUCAGUGGUGGAGCAGUACAGAUUGGACCUGCAGACGCUGGCCACUUUGCGAAUGGAGCUGCUCAAUCUAUCAAUCAUCCUGACAGCCAUUCAGGAGGAGGUCGGUGCGUACGACUACGAGGAGCUCCAGCAACGGGUGUUACUGCUGGAGACCAGGCUCCACAGCUGCAUGAACAAACUGGGUUGUGGUCGCCUGACGACAGUUAGCAACCCGAUCACCGUGAGAGCCUCUGGAUCUCGCUUUGGCUCCUGGAUGACUGAUGCAAUGAUUCCCAGCUCCGACAGCAGGGUGUGGUCGAUGGAUGGCUACUACAAGGGCAGGCGAGUGCUGGAGUACAGGACCAUGGGCGACUUCACAAAAGGCCAGAACUUUGUGCAGCAUCUGUUGCCCCACCCCUGGGCAGGAACUGGCCAUGUGGUCUACAACGGGUCGCUUUAUUACAACAAGCACCAGAGCAACAUCCUGGUCCAGUAUCAUUUCCGCUCUCGCAGUGUGGUGCUUCAGCGCAGCCUGAGUGGAGCUGGAUACAACAAUACGUUCCCCUACAGCUGGGGAGGGUCUUCUGACAUUGACCUCAUGGCUGAUGAGACCGGACUCUGGGCCGUCUACACCUCCAUCCCAAAUGCAGGAAACAUAAUGGUGAGUCGCCUUGACCCUCAUUCUCUGGAAGUCCUCCAGAGCUGGGACACGGGGUUUCCCAAGCGCAGUGCAGGGGAGGCCUUCAUGAUUUGUGGCACCUUAUAUGUCACAAACUCCCACCUGGCCGGGGCCAAGGUCCACUUCGCCUACCACACCAACACCUCGACAUACGAGUACACUGACAUCCCCUUCCACAACCAGUACUCACACAUCAGCAUGAUGGACUACAACCCCAGAGAGAGAGCUCUGUACACCUGGAACAACGGUCACCAAGUGCUCUACAAUGUUACGCUGUUUCACGUCAUCCGGAGUGAUGGAUAGAAUGACUGAAAGCAGGUGGUAAAAAUAUAAUCUUUUAAGGAUACUGCUUAUAACACAAACAUACACACUCUCGCUCCCGCACACACACAAACAAAGAUGGCCAUUCUAGUCAGCAGAAUAAUUAGUACUUUCUAUGUUUGAAUUUGAACGACUUCCAGCCUGCAAAAGCUUGUUGAGCAAAUGAGAUACAACACAUGGUUGUCAAACACCAGUCAAAAGGUCGUAGAAAAGAGUUUACAUCACACAAACGAGGCAAAUAGACUGAAAAUCCGACGUUUUGAGCUCAUCUUUAUUCUGUUGCGUUUCAUUCCACACAUGUGUCAAGAUGUGACUUUUGAAGCUGAGGUGGAAAAGUUGAAAACAAAAAUUCUGACUCUGAAAUGUAUCUGACCUUACCGCAGAAGUCAAACUUUGACGAUGGCACUGACAGAGAAAUCAUGGGGUUUGUGAUGUGAUUGUGGACAUGUUUAGUCA
Cololabis saira (Pacific saury) is the source of this 2338-nucleotide messenger RNA. RefSeq names its product noelin-2-like. NCBI's taxonomy places the organism in Eukaryota, Metazoa, Chordata, Actinopteri, Beloniformes, Belonidae. The coding region runs from base 416 to 1864 and encodes 482 amino acids. The record is from RefSeq and is a predicted model, not a curated record. Gene Ontology annotation, biological process: signal transduction. The transcript has 8 exons.